AUGAAAGAAAUUUGUAACGCAGUAGGAAUUGAUACUAAAGAUCGUGACAUUGUAAAUCACUCGGGCCGAUCAACACCAAUUACUUCCCUUUUUCAAAAGGGUGUCGCAAUGGGUACCACUAUGUCCAUUACUGAACAUAAAAGUGAGUCAUCCUAUCGGAUUUAUGCUCGACCUUCCAAGCAAAAAGAAGAUGCUUUGUCUUUAUUAAUUAACAGUGUUGGAACUUUGCCAGCUAAUUUACAAGAACAAGAAACUUUAACAAAGACUUUUUCAUCUGAUAAUUCUAACCUAAUGAAGCCAUUCCGCCAACCUUUGCGCAAAACUGCUAAAGUAAAUCUACCAUUGCAUAUCAAUGCUACAAAACAAAAUCCUACAAUUGGUGGACGCCAAAUAAUUCGUAAAACUUCCCGUAAAGAUAAUUCUUAUGAAUAUACACCCGAAGAAAAUAUUUCUAGUGCUCCG
Messenger RNA from Racocetra fulgida, 462 nucleotides. Lineage: Eukaryota; Fungi; Glomeromycota; Glomeromycetes; Diversisporales; Gigasporaceae. The record is from the annotation of a GenBank genome assembly.